AUGUUCUUUCCAACUAUCGCCACCCUCAAAUUCACUGCUUUUGCUGCCACCGUUAGAUACUUAGGUUUGGUCGGUGCCCACAAGGCUCCCUUGUCCAGCCCAAAGGUUUCCCUCGCCUUCGUUGCUACUGGCUUGGGUGCCGGGUUGCUCUACGACUACAAGAAGCAGGAAUGGCAGGCAUACACCGAGGACCGUGUCAAGUUCUUGGAAAAAUUCAGAGAGGAGGUUGUUGUUCCCGGUCAGAAGGCCCACUGGGAGGAGACCAAGGACUUGAGAUCUGAAGUCCGUCUUUAA
Molecule: messenger RNA, 294 nt
Organism: Babjeviella inositovora NRRL Y-12698
Lineage: Eukaryota; Fungi; Ascomycota; Pichiomycetes; Serinales
Exons: 2
Coding region: 1-294 (97 amino acids)
Source: RefSeq, a predicted model, not a curated record